GAUUACAGGUCUACCAAGUCGUCGCUGACGGGUCCUCGUCUUCUUGACUUGGGACAAGUUUGUAUGCUACCCAGAAGAGAAGCACGUGACAUCAGCGGCGAAGUUUCCUCCCACCUCACUCGGAAGGUCUACAUCAAACCAUGGUACUCCAUUAGAAUAGUCAUGCUGGCCUCGCAAAAUCUUCGAGCACACCGUCCAGUAGAGGAUCAUACCUGAGUUAGGAUUUGUUGCCAUGUCUUCCUACUCUUUGUUAUCAUCCAAUUCUUGGGACAAUGAUUGGCCUGAUGACAUGCUAUUCGAGAUCACCGACUACCUGGCCCUCAAUGAAGAGCUCGGCGAUGUAAACCUGGCGCCACCUCCCUCUUGUCAGCAGAGUCCUUCCCCCCUGCAAGCAAAUGGCAGUGGCGACAACAAAACCAACACCAGCGACCGUGACGAAAAUAAGAAUGUUGUGGAUACCACUUCGAAGGGGAGAACUGCCAGAAUAGCAUUCAAAACAAAAUCAGAGCUUGACAUAUUGGAUGACGGAUACAAGUGGAGGAAGUACGGAAAGAAGACGGUAAAGAACAGCCCAAAUCCAAGGAAUUAUUAUCGAUGCUCAAGUGAAGGAUGCAAGGUCAAGAAGAGAGUGGAGAGAGAGCGUGAAGACUCAAGCUAUGUGAUAACCACCUAUGAGGGUGUCCAUAAUCACCAUGCUCCCUCACCUGCAUCAUCUCGAUUUCAAGCACCUGAUACACCUCAAUUCCAUAUUUUCUCUUUAUGAUAAAUAUCUGUAAUGAGAAUCAAUAGAGUGCUUUGAUGCCUGUCAAGGUACCGAGAUGUAUAUUUUUACAACUUAACAGGUGUCACUGCAUAGCAAUCCCACAUUAGAUCAUUAGUUCUUUUUUGAGUAAAUCCAUUGCAAGAUAUGUUUAACUUCGACAAUGAGAAUAAUAGAAAAAACAAUGCAUAGGUCAUGAACUAAGGGAGACAUUAUGCUUUUUAGAUAUCAAAUAAAGAUAUGUACUGGAGACUCACAGCCGAUUAAGAAAGUGUGCUGUCUAUGUACUAAACCAAUCAAAAGAACUGAUAGUUUUCAUCUAAAACAUGCACACAAGUAUUUGAUAGUCAUUUUUGCAUCAAGUGCUGUUGCUUCAACAUUAUUUUAAAUCCUAGUGCGCACCUCUUCAAAAUAAAGGCAGUAUCUGGGAUUUUGGGGAUUGGAUAUUGAAAAAUAUGGGGGCACAAGUUUAUGAUUUUUGGGUUGGAGC
Messenger RNA from Elaeis guineensis (African oil palm), 1250 nucleotides. Its product is annotated as probable WRKY transcription factor 45. The record is from RefSeq and is a predicted model, not a curated record. NCBI's taxonomy places the organism in Eukaryota, Viridiplantae, Streptophyta, Magnoliopsida, Arecales, Arecaceae. Gene Ontology annotation, biological process: regulation of DNA-templated transcription. Gene Ontology annotation, molecular function: DNA-binding transcription factor activity; sequence-specific DNA binding.